AUGUCAGCAACACCACUCAACCAAACACUAGACAGUGGCGUAGGAGCAGCAAUGUCUGACAACGAAGAAUUCACAUACACUGGAUCUGUUGCAACCGAUAGAUUGAUGUACGCAUUUUGGGGUAUCCGUAUAACGAUUUAUUCCAGAAUCAUAGGUGAUGCACUUAGAUAUAGAUAUCCAGAAGAUUAUGCAGUUGGAAGUUUAUAUUAUUUCUUCUUUGCAUUUGGAGUAUAUUUUGUUUUAAUUGCUUGGGUAUUUAUUUCUGGAUAUUGGAUGUCAUUAUUGUAUACAUAUUAUAUAAGUACAGAAAUUAAAUUACAUAAUACUAAAAGAGUAAGAAUAUUCUGUUAUAUGUUAUCAGUAUUGUAUUUCAUUUGGAUGGCUGUCGUUCAAAUAAUUUGUCUUUUCCAAGACCAAACCUUAUUGGAGGCAAUAGGGUUUUUUGUUUUCAUCAUAGCCUUUGCAACUAUGCAAGCGUUCAACGGUAUCAAGUUUUCAAAUGCAAUGAAAGAAUCUCAAAAGAAAUCAAAAAUGAAACAUUUCGAUCGUAAUAUUUAUACUACUAGAGUAUUGGUUGGAACAGGUAUCACUGGUGUCAUUAUCAUUGUCAUUCAUGACAUUAUAUUUAAUUUUGUUUUAGACAAGAAAUAUAUUUAUUUCCCAGCUUCAACUUUUAUAACUAUGUUUGUUGAUGUUGGACAAAUGGUAGUUGUAUUAUUUAUUUUAGGAGGAGGAACAUUUAAAAAUUAUUUAUUAUUGAGAAGAGCACAUAAUACAAUUUCGGCCAAUUCCGAUAACAGCACCAAUGAGAUUGAUUUAUCAAAGGGUCAAUCAUCAAGUCAAGCAUCAAGAAUGAAUUCACAAUUUGCCAGUCGUGAACUCAAUUCAAGAACGAUCGAGGUCUAUGACACACAGACCAAGGCACCUAGUACCCCUUCCUCACCUUUGGCCACUUCCCCAUCAAUCCCAACUAUCGACUUGAAUGAAGAAGAUAUUUCAACAACUCCAAACGAUAUUGAACAAGGUUGUGGUGAUGAUAAUAAUAAUAAUAAUGACUACUGCAGUGAACAAGUUCAAGACAUUUAA
Molecule: messenger RNA, 1086 nt
Organism: Cavenderia fasciculata
Lineage: Eukaryota; Evosea; Eumycetozoa; Acytosteliales; Cavenderiaceae
Exons: 4
Coding region: 1-1086 (361 amino acids)
Source: RefSeq, a predicted model, not a curated record